Molecule: messenger RNA, 2151 nt
Organism: Colletotrichum graminicola M1.001
Lineage: Eukaryota; Fungi; Ascomycota; Sordariomycetes; Glomerellales; Glomerellaceae
Product: ELMO/CED-12 family protein
Exons: 1
Coding region: 1-2151 (716 amino acids)
Biological process (GO): cell motility; actin filament organization
Cellular component (GO): plasma membrane
Source: RefSeq, a predicted model, not a curated record
AUGGAUCAGGCCGACAUCCCAGCCCUCCUCUCACGCCUCGCGAGCGACGAGGACGCAGCCAGGAAGAUGGCCGUCUUCAAACUACAGUCCUCCAUCAACGAUCCUGCGUUUGCCGACGUCUUCAUAUCCUCAGGUGGUCUGGUUGUCUUGCGACGCCUCAUCAUGAGUGCAGGAGGAAACACCUUGGCGUACUCGCUACAGAGUCUGACGCGCCUGUUGGAGGUUGACAUGGGCUGGGAAAUCUUUGAGGGGUCGUCUUCAGGUGACCUCGUUGAACGCAUCGUCGAACUGAUCGUUACGAACCCACUCGUCAACAUUCUUCGCGGCGCUAUGUCGAUCUUGGUCGCCCUCGUCGGCCAUACGCAGUCUUCCCGCCCGUCAACCCCACGCACCCCGGGUUCAUUUGGUUUCCGGGCCCUGAAACCGGCCGUUGCAGUCUACCCGCAGUUCUUUGAGCUCGUCAUCGCUCAGCUUGAGUCGGCCGACCACGCGCUGUGUGGCAAUGCCCUCAUGCUCAUCAACGCCAUGAUCCGGGACUCCAUCUCGAGCGACAGUAGUGUCUCCAUCCGGUCGGGCUCUCCCGCGAUAGAGGAGUGGUCAAAAUUCAUCAAACGCCUGCAGGAUCUUGGUCUGAUCAAGGCGGUGUACAGCCUGAUGCAGAGCUCCUCGCUGCAGGAUCUUGCGCAUCCUCUGCUCGAAUUCCAGUCCCUGACCAAAAUCCUGCUGAGGAAAUGGCGUGAGGUCAGGGUUGACCUUGAGCGGCCCGAACACAGACGGGGACUCAAGGGCCUCCACCUUGCCAGCAACCCGGAGAAGCAAGUCAACGGCACAUCUCGAACGGACGAGCCGAACGAAGUUGGAAAGAGGGGAAGCCGGCGGCACAACCCAGAGAAGUGGAGGAGGCUGGGCUUCGAAACGGAGAGCCCCGCGCAAGAGUUUGAAGUUCCUGGCUUCCUGGGUAUGAUGGACUUGACAGACUACGUGCGCAAGAACGAAGAUAGCUUUCAGAAGAUGCUGCUGGAGCAGUCGACGAAACCAAAGAACGAGAGAUGCCCGAUCGCGCGCGCAAGUCUCGCGGUGACGAUGAUCCUAUACGACCAUUUUGAGGUUGACAAAUCGGAUGUCGAGGACACCAAGAGUUAUCAAGGCAUGGAUGGUGCUAAGAAUAACGAAAAACUAUUCCGCCCACUCAUCCUCCAAUGGUCGAGACUCCACACGGCCGGGCUGCAGGCCUUCUUCCGCGUGUGGAAGUCGACGGCCGCAGAGCAGUUCGAUUUCGAGAAGGUGGCAGAGCUGGUCCGCAUACUCAUCGAGCAAGUUGUCGGCCAGGCCAGCAGGACAAAGGACGUGAUAGAGGUUGAGGAGGAGCUUCUGGAGUACGACUGCACCCGCUUGCGAGAGCUGCAGAUGGAACUCCUAGAACUGUCAUUCGAAGAUCAGUGGGGCCAGCAUCUGUACCAGGUCCGCGACGAGUUGAGGCAGGAGGCUCUCCAGUUUGUCAAGGAACAGCGGAUCCGAUGUCUGCUCCAGGGCUCGUGGUUUUCAAAACCGAUGCCCCGGCGGGAUACCAACCCCCAAAGCGAGCCACAGAAGCGUCGUCUAUACACACCCCGGCCCUGGCGAUUCGCCAAGCUAUCACACAACCGCCGGUACCUCCACUACGCCGACUUCGAAACGCAAACAGCACAAGACCUAGGUCUCGACGUGUUAACGGAGAAGGUCGAUCUCAGCACCAUUAGCUCGGUGGUAUCCAACGUUUCAGCGCCCAACGAAGAGACUCGCAGCGCGACUAGCAGUUCGACGCUCAAGAACCAUGCGACGGGCAAGUCGACAACCAAGAUCACCAUCUUCAGCUACGUCGACCCCAUCGAGGCGGCCAAGGGCGGCGAUGCAAAGGAACAGGCGGUGUUGACGCUCUACCCGGUCACGCACAGCCUGGCCUCAGAGUGGCUUGAUGGCCUUCUGAUGCUGCUCAACCAGGCGCCCAUCACGGCCGAGACGAACAAGCUUGUUAAUCUCGUCAGCGACUUUGGGCUCAAGAUCAGGUUGCUGAACGUGCGGAUAGAGGCUGCUUACACCGGGCCGACGCCUGGCGCUGGGAUGGUUCCCAGUCGGGACGGUCUAGACGAGGACUAUUUUUACGAGGUGUGA